AUGACGGACCUUGCAGAGACAGCAGGACCUCUCUUUCGCCCCGUCAAGAAGAGGAAGUUUCUGAGAAAGCGGCCGGAGGACGAUCUGAAUACAGAACCGGAAAAUGCACCGUCUGCUCCUCCCUCGCAAGCAGAGCAGCAGCAGAAGACACAAGGACUGUCUACUGCAUCUACAUUCAAUGAUGAUGAAGAAUCAACUCCUGUGUCCGACAUUCUACGGCUCCGGAAGGUGCAUAAAGCUCGACGAGGUGGCGUCGAGUUCAGCGCAAGCUCGAGAUCGAGAACCCACGGUGAUGCAGAGUCUACGGAUCUGGUCAAUACGCAAGACCAGGACGUGGAGAAGGUCCGUGCUAUGGCAGACAGGUUUACUGCUCAUACAGGACAGAAGGUGGACGUUGACAAGCACAUGAUGGCAUAUAUAGAAUCAGAACUGGCUAAGCGACAUCAGCGCGAUAUGCCCACAGAAGACAUUUCUCAGGAUUCUCGCCCCGCGAACGAAACGGUCGACCGACAGUCAGAUCCGAGAUUCCUUCAGCGCGAGCCAGCCUCGUUGGGUAAACUCCACGAGAUCGACCUUGGGGAUGAAGCGAAACUAGAGAAUAUUGCGCGCACAGAGGCUGCUACAAGGCGACUUGUUGGGGAGGCACCACCAUCACCAACAGAGGAAGCGCCACAGAAGAAAGCUCGUGAUGGCAAAUCCUGGCGAAACCGCAAGCGACGGACUAGUGAGGACAUUGAGAGAGAUAGGCUUGUGGAAGAGGUCUUGCGGGAAAGCAGACUUGAUGUAUAUGAGGAACCUGAAGAACAGGGCGAACCAGAUGAUCAAGCUGCUGACGACCGGAUCGCGGAGCAAUUUCGUCGAGACUUUCUUGACGCGCUACAGAGUCGCCGUCGCGGUACGCGGACGAAGCCUACGAAAACUGCAAAGCAGGAACCGCCCAAGGGACCGAAACUGGGUGGCAGCCGGAGUGCCAGGGCUGCUAUGCGGGAGUUGCAGGAAAAAGGUCAAAAGUGA
This is a messenger RNA of Paecilomyces variotii, 1014 nucleotides long. Its product is annotated as hepatocellular carcinoma-associated antigen 59-domain-containing protein. Gene Ontology annotation, cellular component: spliceosomal complex. The record is from RefSeq and is a predicted model, not a curated record. Gene Ontology annotation, biological process: mRNA splicing, via spliceosome. NCBI's taxonomy places the organism in Eukaryota, Fungi, Ascomycota, Eurotiomycetes, Eurotiales, Thermoascaceae. The transcript has 3 exons. The coding region runs from base 1 to 1014 and encodes 337 amino acids.